This is a messenger RNA of Dicentrarchus labrax (European seabass), 2818 nucleotides long. RefSeq names its product Myb/SANT-like DNA-binding domain containing 4 with coiled-coils (gene msantd4). Lineage: Eukaryota; Metazoa; Chordata; Actinopteri; Moronidae. The record is from RefSeq and is a predicted model, not a curated record. The annotation marks the transcript as partial. The transcript has 4 exons.
UCUACCUCUCUUUGUACCCCUGUUUCUACUGGACCUCUUUCUUCUCAUUGCUUCCUCCUUCUAUUUCUCCCUCCAUACACCUCUCUCCCCUCCCUGCUCUUCUUGCUUAUUUUCCCCCAGCUGUCUCUCCUCUCCUCGUCUCUCUCUCUCUCUCUCUCUCUCUCUCUCUCUCUCUCUGUUUUUUCUGUGGGCUUCUGUCCCCUUCUUGCUGCCAAGCUGGAUUUCCUGCAGGUGAAGCAUCUGAAGAGGAAGAGGAAGAGCAACUACAGUGUGAGAGAAACACAGACUCUAAUCAGGGAGAUCCACAAGAGGAGGGACGUGUUGUUUUCCAGACAGCAGAACACAGCCAUUAAUGAGCUAAAGAGACAGGCAUGGGAGGAAGUGGCACGAGGUGUCAAUUCACUGGGGGAGGGAGAGCUGCGCACUGCUGCUGAGGUAAAGCGUCGUUACCUGGACUGGCGUGCACUGAUGAAGAGAAAACAGCUUCAGGCUGAGCUCUCACUCUCCUCCUCCUCAUCCUCAUCUGUGGCCCUGAAGACCGAGUAUGAUCAGUCUUCCUCCCCUGAGCACGAGGAAGCUUCUCUGGGAUCUGGAUGUGACCAGCUGCUUGACCUCUCGGGUUUCCCAAAGGACUGUCACUGCGACUGGCCGGAGCUGGCGGCUCUCAGUGAACCGAGUGGGCAGGCCACGAUGGCACCGCCAGGUGUGAAGAUGGAAGAUGACAUUGCUGAAUACAGACUGGAUGGUGAUGGUGAUGUGGGAGAUGGAGAAAUAGAUGAAGAUGAUAUUCCGUCCCUCCUCAGCGACAUCGAGUCACGUGGCGAGGGGCAUGUUGGUGAUGUUUACUCCCACAACGACUUGGGCAUGCUCAACUCCUCCAAGGCUCCGACCUUCACUAGAGACCUGUCACUUUCUGGAGGCCUGAUGGGAAUGCCAGCCCAUGCUUUGGGUGGAAUAACCAAUCAUGAAAACAUGGGAGCUGGCUUUCUGGUUGCUGUAGAAAAACAGCGACUGGAGCUGGAAAAACAGCGCCUGGCUGUGGAAACUGAACGCCUGGCAGUGGAGAAAGAGCGGCUGGCGGUGGAGAAGGAGCGUCUUCGUCAGAUGGAGGUAGAGAGGGAAAGACUGCAGCUGGACAGAGAGAGGUUACAGGUGGAGAGGGAGAGGCUGAAGCUUCUGCUCCUCAGCCAAUCAGAGCGCGUCGACUCCUCCUUUAACCUGCCGCCACAACAAGGCCCGCCCUCGUCGUCUACGUCUGCUUUAUCCUCCACUCAUGAUGGACAGAGGGAGAGAGAGAAAGAAAGUAAAGGCUGGAUGUCAGUGGUGGACCGGGAGACAGAAAGGCUGAAACUGGAGAAGGAGAGACUGCAGUUGGAGAAGGAGAGACUGCAGUUCUUCAAAUUUGAGGCUGGCAGACUGCAGAUUGAGAGAGAACGCCUCCAAGUUGAGAAAGAGAGAAUGCAGCUGCACAAAGAUCAUCAGGGCCACUGAGAGAAAGACUCAUAAGAGAAAGAGGACAGUUGAAAGUGUUGAAUACAUUGGAUUUUUACCAGCUUCCGGGGGAACUUUUAAUACUGAAAACAACCCGGAAUAUGUGGAUUUGGAUCAGCAGCAGCUGCUCCCUUGUCAAGUUUGCCACACACGUGUCCUUCAGGAAGGUGUGAGGCACUUUAAUGAUCAUUGGAAUUUGGCCCAGGAGAAGACUGAGAUGGAGGGCUGGCAUAUUUAUGACCAUUGUGAUAAAGCAGUGCCUUAUGAUGUCUUCAUAAAAUGGGUGACAGGAGAAAAAAUAUGCGUGUUUGGCACACACAGCUGGUUAGCCCUUAACAUAUCUGAUUUAUAAAAUGUGACAAGUUUUAACAACUGUUCAGAGCUCCAUCCAAAUUACACUAAUGCACAAAAUGUGCAGUAUAAAAUGUUGACUGUUGGAGUAUCAGUGCAACACUUUCUUACUAGUGUAGAAAUGUUUUAUAAUGAUAUAUAUAUAUGAAAGAAUAUAAUCAUUGUCUUCUUAUACAUUUAUGCACAAGAUCAGUGCUAAUUCAUCUACUGCAUGGGAGCUCAAAAGCACACAGCUGUUACUUUUACAGAGAGAGAUUUUUAUGCUCUUAAUGUUUUGCUGUCAAGUGCUUGUGUCGAAAUAUUGUUUACAUAGUAAUGCUUGUGACGUACAUGUUCACAAAUUUUAUACUAAUGUUUUACCUUUUAGACCCUUUUUUCUUACAGACAUUUUGAGAACCGGUGGGUUACUAAUAACAGUAAGAAUCAGAGUGGAAUUCACCAUUUUAUUAUUCACAUCUGUGCUUUUCUUACUGCGACAUGGAUAAAUGUCUUCUGCAAAAUAAGGCCUAUUAAGAUGUUUUGUUAUUAAGAUUUGUGGACUUGGAAAAGAGCCUGAACAUCUGUGAUGAGCUACUGCAUGCCAGAAAAAUGUAUGUGAAAUGUUCCUUUAAUGUCUUAAAUUUUAAGUUCUGUUGUGCUGCAAAUACUGCAAAGUGUUUCUGGCUAAAACUAUAUUCUGCUACUGUGUGCUGAAGGUUAUGUUGUGCAACAAAAUUAAACAUAUCAAACACAAAUAUACUACCGGUGCUUGUUGGUUAUGUUGUAAACAAUCACUCCUUUUUAUUUGUUGUUGAGUUAAAAAACCUGAUACAAAGUCACAUGACCUGGAACGCAGCCCUGUUUGAUUAUUUUCUUUUAUUAUAAUUCCAUUGCUGAUGGACCUAUGUGUUUUUAUACAUAUAUUUUAUAAUUCUUACUCAGUACAUGUGCCUCUGUGUCAAUAAGGUUGCAAAUAAAGUUUGUUGAGGAAAAGAAA